This is a messenger RNA of Cylas formicarius (sweet potato weevil), 1722 nucleotides long. RefSeq names its product la-related protein 7 (gene Larp7). NCBI's taxonomy places the organism in Eukaryota, Metazoa, Arthropoda, Insecta, Coleoptera, Brentidae. The record is from RefSeq and is a predicted model, not a curated record. Gene Ontology annotation, cellular component: nucleus. Gene Ontology annotation, biological process: RNA processing. Bases 203 to 1573 code for a protein of 456 amino acids. Gene Ontology annotation, molecular function: mRNA binding. The transcript is spliced from 3 exons.
AUGAUGUUUUGGAUUUUAGAACUUAAUGUUAAAAUGCCUAAUUUUGUGCUGUUGCUGACUGUAAAGUCGUGGUAUUAGAGAAAUACCGCUGGAAUUUUGGGAAUUAAUAUCGUUUAAGAAGAAAAGUAGAGAACCCGUGAGUGCACCUAACCCACAUGUAUUUUUAUUUGUUUUGAAAAGAUUUGCAACAAAAUAGUUUAAUAUGGGCGAAGGUGAAUGCGAAAACGUUAAUGACGAAGUGCCUAAACAGCCGCGUCAUCGUAAAAAGCAUUUUUAUAACACCAUACUAAACCAAAUGGAGUUUUACUUUAGUGAUUCCAAUCUAUCGAAAGAUCGGUUUUUGUCGCAUCUUCUCUCGGAAAACAAUCACGUCGACAUCGACUUAUUUUUCAAAUUCAAUAAGAUACGAAAAUUGAACUGCACUGUGGAGGAUAUACGCAAGGCGAUUAAAAAAUCGGAAAUUAUUGAACUGUCGGAGGACGGCCAAAAGAUAGGAAGAAAAAAGCCAGUGAAAGUAAAAGAUAAUGUGGACGCGUGCACCAUCUAUGUAGAAAAUAUAAAAUCGGAUGCCAACCAUGAAUGGCUUAGACAAGUUUUUUCGGAAUUUGGGCAAGUUACUUAUGUAUCAAUACCGAAGUACAAACAUAACAGAGUGAAUAAAGGUUUCGCCUUUAUAGAAUAUGAGACAGAAAGGGAAGCCAAUGAAGCCCUUUCAUUUUUUGAAAGUGUCGGCCUCAAAAUGCCUUGCGACAAAGAUCCUGAGCAGCUUAGGAGCAUCGCUACAUUUGAAGAUCAUGCACAAGAGAAAAACGCAACCCCUUUGGCCAGUGAACCGACCGUUUCCGAUUCGUCAAAGAAAAGAAAAAUAAGUGAUUCAGAGGAGGAAGAGUUAACAAAAAAGGCUAAAUUAGAAAUUGAGGAGCAACAUUCGGAUGAUGGGAACAAACAAAUUGAUGUAAAAAAAAAGAAAAAGAACAAAAAGGACAAAAAGAAAAAUCACAUUAAGGAGCUUGGUAUGCAAGUGUUGUCAAAAAGGGAGUGGAAAAGGCUAAGAAAUAGAUACCUAGAUUUACAGAGGAAGAAAAUGCGCGACUUCAAGCAUUACUUACAAAAACAAAAGUUUACCCAAAAACUUAAUGAUAGAAAUAAAACUGUUGAUACAUCCGGGGAAACUUCUGAUGCUUGCCAAAUUUCCAGUGCUUUGAAUUUUGUUCCGGGAGUAAUAGUAAAGUUUAAAUUGCAAGAUCCGUGUGUGGACGUUCGGAAGUUAAAGACAGAAAUCAAGACCUUGGCACCUGAUUUGAAGUACAUAGACAUUCCAAAGCCAGGGUGCCAGGAUUGGUACGUAAGAUUUGGUGAUAGCGAGGCGGCUAAGGAGUUUUGUACUAAAGAAUUUGGAGAGGAGAAGGUAGUUCUUACCGAUCAGGAGGAAGCAUCAUAUUGGGAAAAGAUCCAAGGUGAUAGAACUAUUAAGUUAGAAAAACAAAACAAAAAACAAAGGGGGCGCGAUAAGUUGAUGAGAAGAGCAGAAAGGGAAUCGCUCAAGCAUAUCAGAUUCGAGGAGCCGGAAUAACUUGUAAUUUGUUUAAAAUUACCCUGAAAAAAAGUAAAUUCAAAAAAUACAAAUAAAAAAUAAUUUUUGAUUGAUUGAAUAAGAGUGCGGACACAAUAGACUAAGUGUUAACCUAACCAAAAUACGGUUGUUUUCAGUUAAUGGGGAGU